Molecule: messenger RNA, 1368 nt
Organism: Fraxinus pennsylvanica
Lineage: Eukaryota; Viridiplantae; Streptophyta; Magnoliopsida; Lamiales; Oleaceae
Source: the annotation of a GenBank genome assembly
AUGCUUCCCAUUGGCAGGAAAUUCAGCAACGCAGUUGCAACACACCAUCUCCUUCGUUCUUCAUUAGAAUCAGAGUUAGAGAACUUUCCAUCUACAUCGGCAAGAACUCAGCAGAGAUCUAAUAGAUCUAUGUCUUUAGGAGGCAUGGAUUGUGCAGACCCAAAGAAGAAGAACAAUAUAGUAGGGAAACUUAUAAUGGCUGCUACUCUCACAGCAAUGUGUAUUCUUAUGCUUAAGCAAUCCCCAAAUUUUAAUUCCCCUAGCCAAUUCUCACGUCAUGAACCAGGUGUCGUUCAUGUCUUGGUUACUGGAGGUGCUGGCUACAUUGGUUCACAUGCGACAUUGCGACUUCUGAAGGACUCAUAUCGUGUGACAGUAGUGGAUAAUCUCUCAAGGGGAAAUAUUGGUGCCAUCAAGGUCCUACAGCAGCUAUUUCCAGAACCUGGGAGACUUCAGUUUAUAUAUGCUGACCUGGGUGAUGCGAAAGCAGUGCAUAAAUUUUUUUCAGAAAAUGCAUUUGAUGCUGUGAUGCAUUUUGCAGCCGUAGCGUAUGUUGGAGAAAGCACUCUUGAUCCUCUCAAGUACUAUCACAAUAUUACAUCAAAUACUCUUGUUGUAUUAGAAGCUAUGGCGGCUCAUGGAGUGAAGACUUUGAUAUAUUCUAGUACAUGUGCAACAUACGGGGAGCCUUUAAAAAUGCCAAUUACAGAAGUAACUCCACAGCUUCCAAUAAAUCCAUAUGGAAAAGCCAAGAAAAUGGCAGAGGAUAUAAUUCUGGACUUCCACAAAAAUUCAGAUAUGGCUGUCAUGAUUUUAAGAUACUUCAAUGUGAUUGGUUCUGACCCGGAGGGAAGGCUAGGAGAAGCUCCUCGUCCAGAACUACGCGAGCAUGGGCGAAUAUCUGGUGCUUGUUUUGAUGCGGCACGUGGUAUCAUAUCUGGGCUUAAGGUUAGAGGAACUGAUUACAAGACUACAGACGGCACAUGCAUACGUGAUUAUAUCGAUGUCACUGAUCUUGUUGAUGCUCAUGUGAAGGCUCUGGAAAAGGCAAAACCAAGGCAUGUUGGCAUAUACAACGUUGGUACAGGAAGAGGUCGAUCUGUGAAGGAGUUUGUGGAGGCUUGUAAGAAGGCAACCGGGGUGCCCAUUAAAGUCGAUUUCCUUCCACGCAGACCCGGUGACUAUGCAGAAGUAUACAGUGAUCCGACAAAGAUCAGGGAAGAACUGAACUGGACGGCACAACAUACCAAUCUUCAAAAGAGUUUGCAGAUAGCGUGGAGAUGGCAGAAGACACAUCUCAAUGGGUAUGGAACUCCUCAGGCGGAACUUGGCAAAUCAAAUUGCCCAGUGAGAUUUUUUUGGAGAUAG